Paramecium tetraurelia is the source of this 2178-nucleotide messenger RNA. RefSeq lists its product as uncharacterized. Gene Ontology annotation, biological process: protein phosphorylation. Gene Ontology annotation, molecular function: ATP binding; protein kinase activity. The record is from RefSeq and is a predicted model, not a curated record. NCBI's taxonomy places the organism in Eukaryota, Ciliophora, Oligohymenophorea, Peniculida, Parameciidae. The transcript has 2 exons.
AUGAAUAAUCAACAAAAAUUCCACCAAUAAACUAAACACAACAAACAUAUAAAAACUAAUUAAUUACUAAUAAGGAUAAAAUUGAAAAGAAAAUGCCAAAAAGAAUUAGCUUAAUUGUAGGAAGAACGUGGAAAGAAGUAUGGUAAUUAUGUUUUGGGCAUUUAAACAAUUCGUGAUAACUAGAAGACUAAAACUUUUACAGUUACCUAUGGUUGUGACAAAUCUGCUAUACCUUUAUCAAAUAUUAGAUUCUCUUCGCCAAAGCAUAAAAUUUAGAUAUUCAAACAUUUGUACUUAAUUUAUGGGUUUUUGAACAAAGAACAAAUGUUACAUAGAAAUCUUAAACCCAAUAAUAUAAUUUUGUAUAAUCGAUAAUUAUUACUUACAGAUUUUGGUUUUAAAUUAGGUAAUUGGAUGAUUGAUAAAAUCAAUUUUUUAGAUAAAAUUGAUAGUAUUCAACAGGAUAAUAUGUAUCCAUAUCUAUCUCCAGAGAUUGUAAACAUUCUUGUCAGCUAAAAUAGUUUUGGUCAUAAAAGAGAUGCUCUUAAAAACAGGCAUUAAUUAUCUGUGAAAAAGCAGGAUUAAUUUGCAAUCGCAAUUAUGAUGUUAGAGGUCUUUAUUCCUUUAAAGGAUAGAAAAUUAGCUACUGCUAAGGAAAGAUAAGAGCAGAUUAAUGAUAUGAACUUAUCCGACGAUUUUUCAAAUGAAGAUGAAAAAUUCAUAAAAGCAACAAUUUUAAGUCUCAUAUACUAUAAAGAUUUUAAUGAAAAUGAUUUCUAAAAUACAUUAAAGGUUAUUAAUGAAAUUGAAUAAUAGAGUGAAAAUUACAAAAUAAAUAAAUAGGAAUUAAUGACAUAAGAGUAUGAUGAAUAGGUCAAAAAAGUCUUAGCAAAUAAAGAUACUUAAUUUAAUUUAAAGCUACUUUAUCAUUUUAACAUCAAAAACCUUAUCGAUUGCUAAAGUAUUGCAAACAAUCAAGAAAAUAAAGAACUAAUAGAAGAGAUUACAAGAUUUUAACUUCUCUAUUCCUAAAUUGAUGACUUAAGUCUAGAUACAACUGAGGAACAUAUUAAUUAAUUUACAAAUGAAGAUUUAUUCAUUUUAUUAGUUUAUUUGGAUGAAAAAAUAGAAAAUUUACAAGAUUCUUAAAAUAAAUUACCGCAUCUGAUUAUGUCAGAAGAAGAAUAGCGAUAUCGUAAUUUAAAAUAAUCUCUAAAGAAAUAAUAUUAAAGAUUGAAUAGUUUAAGCAAAAACUAAUUUACAUUUAAUAAAAUCUUAGAAAAAGAAGAAAUAAAAGUUAAUAGGAAUAGUGUUGAAAAUAAUUCUCAUUUAAAUACUGAUGAUAUAUAACAUGGGGUUGUUAUUCAUUAACCCAUUGAGUAUGAAUAAGACCAAUGCUUUACUCCUAUUUAUCAAAUAGAUGAUUAAUCUAGUAAAUAAAAUCUUUUAGAAACAGUUAGAAGCACUUUCAAUAAUUCCACACUGCAAAUUUAUUUUGAAAUUAACAAAUGCUUGUAAUAAAGAUAAAAAAAAGCCUGGAUUUAUAUGCAUAUAGAUCAUCCUAAUGUUAUUUAUUUUGGUGAAAAAAAGGAUAAUGUUUUUGAAGGAGAAGUGAUGUAGUUCCAAGAAGUGAAAAAAAUUAAAAUGAUAUCUCACUAUGUUCAUGUUAAAAUACAAUUAGACAGUUGGAAUAUAUAAGACAUUGAAAAAAAGUCAUCAAUUUAUUAUUACAUAGAAAAUAGAACCCCAUAAAAGUUCUAAAAAGUUAAAGAAUACUCAGGUUAAAUUAAAAAUGGGAAGAAUGAUGGAGAAGGAAAAGAAAAAGAUUUUAUUGAAAAUAUGGUUUAUAUUGGAUAGUGGAGGGACGGAUAAAUGUUCAAUUAGGGAAUUAAGUAGUUAAUAAAUACUGAUUAAAUAUUAUAAAAUGCUCCCUAUAAAUGGGAAGGAAAUUUCGAAAAAAAUAAAUUACAUGGGUAAAACAUUAAGACCUACUUAUUGAAUUACAAUAAUAAAGAAGUUUGGUUAGAAGGAAGCUAUUAAGAUGGUUAAAAAAGUGGAUUACAUGUCUGUUACAUGAAAAGGGGGAUUAAUUAAUAAGUGUAACCAUUUACACUUUACAGAUCUCUGUUCUUUGUAUUUUUAAAUAAGGAACGCGAGCUUAAGUUAACUUGCUAUUGA